Molecule: messenger RNA, 1730 nt
Organism: Cryptomeria japonica (Japanese cedar)
Lineage: Eukaryota; Viridiplantae; Streptophyta; Pinopsida; Cupressales; Cupressaceae
Product: putative oxidoreductase TDA3
Exons: 2
Coding region: 136-1416 (426 amino acids)
Cellular component (GO): cytoplasm
Molecular function (GO): oxidoreductase activity
Source: RefSeq, a predicted model, not a curated record
AAGGUUCCCCAACCAUUAAAAAACACGUUGAUGGCAUUUGGCAUCCUCCAACCUUCUGACCGGAACCAACACCAGUUUCUCCUCUCCAAGUCAUCAUCUCACAAGCUAUAAAGGGAAAAAGAAACACAAAACCCCAUGAUACAAUACAGUGGCAGCACUAAACCCUUAAUCUGCAAUUGCACACCAAUUCCAAUCCCAUGUCUGCUGCGGAGAAAAAAAAAAUCGAGGUACCUUAAAAUUCAUCUCACUACAAUGCAAUCAUCAUCAUCCUCAUCUUCUGCAGACCUCGCUGCAACCCCUAAAAAGGUGAUAGUUUGUGGCGCCGACGUAAUAGGCGCAUGCACUGCCUACUUCCUAGCGCAGAAGGGCGCUCAGGUGACCGUGGUGGAAAAGUCGGCCCCCGCGUGUGCUGCCUCUGGCAAGGCUGGUGGCUUCUUAGCCCUCGACUGGUGCGACAGAGGCCCGCUUUCUGCCCUAGCCCGCCACAGCUUCCAUCUCCACGGUCACCUGGCGGAUCUUCUCAGCGGAACGACUGCUUACGCUUUCCGCCGUCUUGAAACCCUAGCCCUGACAAUCCAGGAGGCGGGGCUUCCCAAGCGAGGGGUGAAGCUGCCAGAGUGGGUUGACGGGCCUGCCACGCGUGCGUCUUCUAUUGGGACAACCCAGACGACAGCUCAGCUGCAUCCCUAUCUUUUCACCCGGAAGAUUCUAGAUACUGCUGUGGAGAAGUAUGGAGUAAAUGUGGCUAAGGGCGAGGUUAAGGAAGUGAGUUUAAGUGACGGUAAUGUUGCGACAGGGGUUGUGAUGGAUGAUGGAGAGGUUUUGCUGGGGGAGUGUGUGGUUUUGGCAAUGGGGCCCUGGUCCGCUAAGUUUUCGGUCAUAUCGGGGUUGUGCAGGAUAUCGGGGGUUAAGGCGCAUAGCAUUGUGGUCAGGCCACAGGUGCCCGAAGCCAUAGGACCGCACGCUUUGUUUUUGAGUUAUAAGACCACGGAGGGCGUGUCCAUGGAUCCCGAAGUGUACCCACGUCCAACAGGUGAGGUAUACAUCUGUGGCAUGUCAGAGGAGGUAGAAGUCCCAGACGACCCUCAGCAAAUUCAACCUCGGAAGGAGUCUAUAAGAAUGCUACAGAGGGUAGCUCAAACAGUCUCAAGUCAUUUAGGAAACGCGGAACUACAAGCAGAGCAGGCUUGUUUUUUGCCUUAUUGUGAGGAUGGCAGACCAGUUAUUGGUAAGAUUCCUGAUAUGGUUGGUGUUUAUGUAGCUACAGGCCAUAGCUGCUGGGGCAUUCUGAAUGCACCUGCUACUGGAGAAUCUUUGGCUGAACUUAUCAUCGAUGGACAAGCAAAAAGUGUAGAUUUAAAGCCCUUUGAUCCUGUUAGAUUCAAGCGAGCAUUCAAGAAGGUUUCGGUCUUUUAGCUCUAGCCUCUUAUACAAUUCUUCUGCACUCCAGCUCUCAACUUUCAAUGAUAUAGCGGUUGAUCUCCAAAUAAGGGCACUGCGUCUUCCUCUCAUGGAGCUCAAGCCACAAUAGCUAGCCACAAAUAUUCUUCCUGCGACCAACCCAAACGUACAUGUUGUACCUUUAAUAGUUUUGUAUAGUCUAUUUUUUAUUCAUUAAAAGGUAAAAAAUGUAUCUCUUGACUUAUUUACUGUACAGAAAUGAACAUUUUGAAUCACAGGUAAUUGUUGCUGGAUGAUGGAUCUUUGCCAAUUGUAGAAGGGUUAUAAUC